Phoenix dactylifera (date palm) is the source of this 594-nucleotide messenger RNA. NCBI's taxonomy places the organism in Eukaryota, Viridiplantae, Streptophyta, Magnoliopsida, Arecales, Arecaceae. The record is from RefSeq and is a predicted model, not a curated record.
AUGGCGUAUUUUAACUCCCCUUACACCCCCUCCUCUUCCUCUGACGACGAGCACCGGAGGACCUACCAUCUCUUCAACCCAUAUGAAUCCGUCCAGCACGCUUCCGCCAUGCCCGUCCACCAGUUCAUCUACGACCUCCCCAGCUCCCCGGAGCUCCUCUUCGCCGAGGAGGCUGCCCUCCAGGGCCGCACCUGGGGCCACAGACUCGGAUUAUACACCGGGACGGCGUACCUCGCCGGCGCUGCCCUCGGGGCCGCCCGGGGCUCCGCCGCCGGCCUCCGCGAGGCCGAUCCCGGCGAGUCGCUGAAGCUCCGGGUCAACCGGGUCCUCAACUCCUCUGGACAGGCCGGGCGGCGGCUGGGGAACUCCCUGGGGGUCCUUGGCCUCAUCUUCGCCGGGCUGGAGAGCGGGAUCAGCACCUGGACGGGGAACGACGGGGUCCUGAGCACCGUGGCCGCGGCGGUGAGCACGGGGGCGGUGUACAAGGCCGCGGCGGGGCCGAGGUCGGCGGCCAUCGCCGGGGCGAUCGGAGGGCUGGCGGCGGGUUUCGCUGUCGUAGGGAAGCAGGCGGUCAAGAGAUACGUUCCCAUCUAA